Manis pentadactyla (Chinese pangolin) is the source of this 1899-nucleotide messenger RNA. Its product is annotated as dedicator of cytokinesis protein 1-like. The record is from RefSeq and is a predicted model, not a curated record. Gene Ontology annotation, biological process: cell migration; small GTPase-mediated signal transduction. Gene Ontology annotation, molecular function: guanyl-nucleotide exchange factor activity; small GTPase binding. Gene Ontology annotation, cellular component: cytoplasm; plasma membrane. NCBI's taxonomy places the organism in Eukaryota, Metazoa, Chordata, Mammalia, Pholidota, Manidae.
AUGGAAGUGUUGAUUAACAGUGGGGCUUAUGUCAGAAUAGAGACAGAGAGACUCCUCCUGGAGCACUGCAGGAAGCACAAAUACCUGGCCAAAACGGGAGAAACUUUUGUAAAACUUGUUGUGCACCUGAUGGAAAGACUUCUGGAUUAUAGAACCAUCAUGCAUGAUGAGAACAAAGAAAACAGGACGAGCUGUACUGUCAAUGUGCUGAAUUUCUACAAAGAAAUUGAAAGAGAACAAAUGUAUAUAAGGUGUUUGUACAAGCUGUGUGACCUGCACAAAGAGUAUGAUAACUACACUGAAGCCACUUACACUCUGCUUCUCCAUGCAAAGCUUCUGAAGUGGUCGGAGGAUGUGUGCGUGGCCCACCUCACCCAGCGGGACGGGUACCAGGCAACAACUCAAGGGCAGCUGAAAGAGCAGCUCUACCAAGAAAUCAUCCACUACUUGGACAAAGGCAAGAUGUGGGAAGAGGCCAUUGCUCUGGGCAAGGAACUUGCUGAACAGUAUGAAAAUGAAAUGUUUGAUUAUGAACAACUCAGUGAAUUGCUGAAAAAACAGGCUCAAUUUUAUGAAAACAUUGUCAAAGUGCUAAGACCCAAGCCUGACUAUUUUGCUGUUGGCUACUACAAACGGUUCCCCACAUUCCUUCGGGGCAAAGUUUUCAUUUACCGAGGAAAAGAGUAUGAACGCCGGGAAGACUUUGAAGCUCGGCUUUUAACUCAGUUUCGCAACGCUGAGAAAAUGAAGACGACAUCUCCACCAGGUGACAAGAUUAAAACCUCUCCUGGCCAGUAUAUUCAGUGCUUCACAGUAAAGCCCAAACUCAAUUUGCCCCCGAAAUUCCACAGGCCUGGGUCAGAGCAGAUUGUAAGUUUUUACAGGGUGAACGAAGUCCAGCGAUUUGAAUAUUCUCGGCCAAUCCACAAGGGAGAGAAAAACCCAGACAAUGAAUUUGCGAAUAUGUGGAUUGAGAGGACCAUAUACACAACUGCAUAUAAAUUACCUGGGAUUUUAAGGUGGUUUGAAGUCAAGUCUGUUUUCAUGGUGGAGAUCAGCCCCCUGGAGAACGCCAUCGAGACCAUGCAGCUGACCAACGACAGGAUGGCCAGCAUGGUGCAGCAGCACCUGGAUGACCCCGGCCUGCCCAUCAACCCCCUGUCCAUGCUCCAGAGCGGCAUUGUGGACCCUGCCACCAUGGGUGGCUUCGCAAACUACGAAAAGGCCUUCUUUACAGAGCGGUACCUGCAGGAGUACUGUGAGGCCCACGAGAAGAUCAAGAAGCUCAAGGACCUGAUUGUGUGGCAGAUUCCGUUUUUGGCCGAAGGGCUCAGGAUUCAUGGAGAAGUUACUGAAGCCUUGAGGCCGUUUCAUGAGAGAAUGGAAGCCUGUUUCAAACAGCUAAAGGAAAAAGUAGAAAAGCAAUAUGGUGUGCGAAUCAUGCCCUCAAAUCUGGAUGACAGAAGGGGCAGCCGUCCCCGGUCCAUGGUCCGGUCCUUCACAAUGCCUGCCUCCCCCCAGCCUCUGUCUGUGGUGUCCGUCUCAUCCCUGUCAUCCGACAGCACCCCUUCUAGGCCAGGCUCUGAUGGGUUUGCUCUGGAGCCUCUCCUGCCAGAGAAAAUGCACUCCAGGUCCCAGGACAAGCUGGACAAGGACGACCCAGAGAGGGAGAAGAAGGAGAAGAAGAAGGAAAAAAGGAACAGCAAACAUCAGGAGAUAUUCGAUAAGGAAUUCAAACCCAUUGCCGUUCCCCUGCAGCAGUCUGAGGCCGUGAUCCUCUCAGAAACGGUAAUUCCGCAGGGGGCCUUCCCCACCGGGCGGCGGCGGCUGGGACCCACUUCGUUCCAUGUCUUGUCAACGGGCUAUCAGUUGGGUUUCAGCGAAUUUGCUCUAAAGUAG